AUGCGCCCAGAAGAUGAGUAUCGGAUUUUGGACAUCUCUCGCGCGCCUAACUCAACCCAGGCAGGCUUGCGGGAUUUCUCCAAAGAUGCCGUGGUACUGUCCGCGCAUGUCUCUAUCUGGAUAUCGAUCCUCUAUUUCGGCUUCCGACUGUUGUGUCUGAUAUUUGGAAGCAGCACUGCCUGGAUGUGGGCAGUUCUCAUAGCCGAACUUGCACUUGCAUCCGACGUGCUUCUCUGGCAGCUCGUAACAAUAUCCGCACACAAAGCGAGUAGGGACCAGUUGAAAACCCCAACCCUGCGACUGACCGGCGACCACAACCUCCCCAUUGUGGAUGUCCUGAUCCCAUGCUGCGGCGAACAGUUACAAUAUAUUCUCGACACGGUCCGCGCUGCCUGUGUGUUGGACUAUCCGCCUGAUCGAUUCCGGGUGCUCGUGUUGGACGAUGGGAAUAGUGCUUCGUUGCGCAAAGCGGUCGAGGAACUGCGGACUGAAUGGCCUAAUCUCCACUACCACACCCGAGCAAACACAGAUAGGAAAGGGAUUGGGAAGAAGGCAGGGAACCUCAACUAUGCCAUCCUCGACCUCCAGGAACAGAUGCUUCAGCCGCCGGAUUUUGUCGCCAAUCUCGACUGCGACAAUAUUCCUUCACCCGAUUUCCUCCGCGCCACGCUGCCGCAUCUGCUGCGCAACCCCAAGGUCGCUGUUGUUGGUAUCCUGCAAACGUUCUAUAACAUCCCACCGGAUGACCCGCUUGAUCAAGGGAUCUGGGCGUACGAAGCCAUUUUGCUACCGCAACUGACCGCGCUGGGGGUGAUCUUCGCCGGCGGCUCGGGAUCCGUCAUGCGCCGCAGUACCGUGCUGGGCCUGGGAGGCCUCCCUAUGUUUUCGCAUCUAGACGACCUGGCCUACUCGAGUAUCGUGACCGCCAUGGGUCAAUCUGUCGUCGUCCUGCCAGAAGUAUUGCAGUUUGGACGAGCCCCGACGUCGGUCGAAGGCCACGCCAGCCAGCGAACUUGGUGGUCCAUCGGCGCAUCGCAGCAUCUGCUCGCCCUGAAGAACUCCCCAGCAAACACAGUCCCUGAAUCAGCGCGGCGAUCCGUGGCAGGGAUGGGUGCAAUGCACGUAUACCGUGUUCUGGCGCGGUUCCUGCCCAUGGUGGUGAUUCCUGUUGCUCUCCUAUCCGGGCAGGCAUUGAUCCCUGGCGCGUCGGUUUUCUUGUUCAAGGCGCAGCUACUGCUGGCAAUUGCCCACCUCGCCUCCCUCUGGGGAUAUGAUUGGCUGCACAUGGCAGCAACACAGUUCCGAGCGCCACUCAAGUGGUAUCAAGAGGAUUUAUGGUUUAUUCCCGGCCAGGUAUAUGCUUUCUUCGAGCAUUUCAUCCUGCCCAAAGCAGCGUCAUCAGCCAAAUCUAGUGUGACCGGUAGCAUGGAUAAUCCCUGGAAUGCGGCGUCUUCUAAGACUCAGGCAUGGUUGAGCCGACGGAUCCAGGAAUUUGCCAGUCCUGUGGUUUGUUACAAUGCCGCCUGGCUGAUCACCACCCUCUCAGCAAUGUUAUACUCUUUCCUUCUCACGGGGAAGGAAGACAACCAUAGGCAAUUGACAACUCUGGCCUGGCCACCGGUGCUGCACAUCUGCUAUUUGAUCGUGUCGCAUAACCUCGUCCCCUUGAGGUAUACAUGGAGACCACCCCGGUAUCGCGAGCGAAAGGAUGUUCUGGGGGAGCAUCCGCGGGACUCGCGUGCUUUGUUCCCACGGCUCGAGAUGCGCACAGAGAUGCGUUAUCAGAGGUGGCCAGCAUUGGGGGGCUAUGGUCAUCUGGCCCUUGUUCCUGUUACGCUUAUUGUGUUAGGCUUGAAAGGAUUAGCGUUGUAA
Messenger RNA from Aspergillus clavatus NRRL 1, 1872 nucleotides. RefSeq names its product glycosyltransferase family 2 protein. The coding region runs from base 1 to 1872 and encodes 623 amino acids. The transcript is spliced from 3 exons. The record is from RefSeq and is a predicted model, not a curated record. NCBI's taxonomy places the organism in Eukaryota, Fungi, Ascomycota, Eurotiomycetes, Eurotiales, Aspergillaceae.